AUGAAUCCCCCGUCUGCUUUAUACGGAGCCAUGAAUAAGGAACGUAAACCUUUUACGUAUACACCGGGAGGAUUAGAUCUCUCCGAGAUCAAGUCAGAACGGAUGGCCCAGCGCUUGAUGAGGAAUGCUAUGAGCGAAGGAGUUCCAGAGACGCCAGUUCAUAAAAUACAAUCUCCUCCAAUCGCAACUGGUAUAAUACCAAACUUUAAUUGUUUACCGGUGCAAGUUUUUCCAACAUUUCAAUUGCCAGCUAAUCCCAAGUCUUUGUUGAGAACAAGGAGUAAUACGGAUGCACCUAAAGAACAACCGUCAAAUAACAUAACACCAGUAUCUAGUCUGACAAAAAAUAAGCGUAAUAGUGAUUCGUUUCAAGAAAUAAACAAGCCUUCGUUGGAACAAUUCAACAAUAACAACAAUAUCAGUUCUAAUUAUAAACUGGCUUCAAUGUACGAUUACAAACCAAUGUCUGAUAAUUCUUAUACUUUACAACCUAAUUAUGGAAGCUAUGGUCGUACAGAUAUAUUAUCGACUGAAAAAAAUUACGAUGCCCAGUAUUUUCAAUUAGAACCACAAGAAACGAUUACUUCCAAAGAAAAUAUUUUGCUGUGUGGAAAUUCCAAUGUAUAUUCAGAUAUUUUGAAAAAUCCUCCUGAUAAUCAAACGAAUCCAGAACACUUGAAUGCUACGCAUUUGCAAGAUAUAGCGUCAAAUAAUUACGAACAGAAAGAGGUGAAGAUAGUUAAAACACAAACUAAGACAGGAAAUGAAAAAGAUCAAAACGGUGACACUGAAGCAGAGGUUAUUGUAAAGUUACCUACAAAAGCAUCAGCAGCUAAAACUGAGACAAAAGUUGAAGUUUCAAAAAAAACAUUACCUGAUGGUAAGAUUGAAGAAGUUAAAAAAACAAUCACAAAAACGACUGUAGAUGGAAAUACUAAAAUUUCUACCAAAACAGAAACUCGUAUAAUACCGAAAGAAAUUGCUGAAUAUGUAGAUGAACUUGAAGAACAAGAGGAAGAAACUGAAAACGUAGAUUUUAAAGAAAAUGAAAAUUCUGCUGUGACUAAAGUAAAUGAAUCUAUCGAAAAUGCAGACGAAAUUGCAGAAGAAAGCGACGAAGAAAUAAUAAAAAAAACAACAAAGACUGAUAUAAAAGAAAAUGGACAUAUCAUAACUAAAAAUGAAAAAUCUGAGUCCAGUACAACCAAAAAAGUGGUUGUGAUACAAUCGACUGGUGAAGAAUCUGAAGAAGAAGUAGAAGAGGAGGUGGAAGAGGAAGAGGAAGAAGAAACUGGAGACGCUGAUGUAGAAGAAAUAGUUGUACUCAAGAAACCACCAAAUAAAGAAGAAGAAAACGUGCAAGUCGAAGAAAAUAAAGAAAAUUUAAAUGAAGAUGAGCCCCAAGAUCAAGACAAGCAGGAACAGGAACAAGAAGAAGAGGAAGAAGAAGAGGAAGAGGAAGAUGACAACAAACCCAUGAAAGUUGCGAAUGAAGAAGAAAAUGCAGAAAAAGAUGCUAGUGACGUAGAAGAAGAACAAAUCAGCGAGGAAGCUGUGGAAGAAAAAGAAGCAGAAAAUAUAGUUAAUGAAGAUAGCAAUACUAAAGAACAAAAUAAAGAAGAAGUUGAAGAUAACUAUGAGGAAGCUGAAGAUUCCGAAAAAAAAGUUGAAGUACAGGAAAAACUAACUGAAACAAAACUAAACGGAGUAUCUGAGGAGUUACAGGUAGAAAAAGAAAGUAAAAAGGAAGACAAUACUAUUUUAGAACAAGAAGCUAUAAAUAUUCCCGUAGUGCGUGAAGAAGAACUAAAUCAAAAACAAGAAAUUACGGAAGAUCUUUUACAAAAAACAACGAGCACAUCAGAACCAAAAGUAUCAUUUAGAGAACCUUCUAUUCCAUUGGAAAAAGUAGAGGAUAUUGAAAUUAAACCAAUAAUACCAGCAAAAGAGAUUAUAAAAAAAUCUCACACAGAAAUUAUAACUAAAACGACAGACCAACCUUCUGGAGCUUUGAGUACUCAGACUGAAUACAACCGCACAGAAAAUAUUGUAACAGUAAAUCGGACAACAAAAACCUUAGACCAUGCCUACGAAGAAAUACAGCCAGUUCCUACAUUGAAGACCUAUUUUUCACCAAUCAACGACAGAAGAUUGUCAACUCCACAACCAGUAUCAAAACCUCAAGCGCCCGUAUUUACACCAGAAGCACAAACAGAAAGACGUCAUAGCCUGCUCCUUGAAAGGCUAAGCGUAGAUCGUCAAGUCCCCCCUGCCUCGGAUAUUUAUCAAAAUAAUUACCCGAGUCAUCAAGCCUAUGAUCAAAAUCAGUGGUUAGAUGAACCACAGUCCGAAGUUUUAACAGUAAGUAAUGUAAAACCUAGCACCAUAACGAAAAACCAGCAAUGGUACCAACAAACGAAAAAAGAAAACUAUACAACUAAUACAGUUUCACCAACUCCAGUUCUUCCAAGUCAAAUUUGGAAUCAACAAAAUCAAGCUCAGCCUCAGAGUCAACCCCAGUAUCAAACAUAUACACAACAAUCAUAUACCCCCAAACCAGAGUACCAAUCAACGUACGUAGAAAACAAUGCUCAGAAUAUAUAUAAAAGUAAUAAUAACAAUAUUCAACAAAACAGUUAUCCGGGUUAUACUCCGAAACCAAGUUGGGUAAGCAGCACUUUCGAAUCAAAGCCAGUAUCUAGUACUCCUACUAAUCAAUACUUUAGUCUGAGAAAAGAAUCUACGGAAAACUAUCAAAAAUCAGCUCAACAGUAUAAUUCAUCCUACGUGCCACCCCCAUGGGAACAGGAUUCUAGUUACAUCGCUGAGAAUCAAAAUUAUUAUCAGCCGCCUCCUAAUGUGUCUUAUACUCCAUCAACAAAUCAAAGCUGGAAACCAAAGUCACCUCCGAGCAAAUUUUCGAAACCCGCACCCACUGCAUAUAUUCCUCCAGCUCCAAAUCAAUCGUUUGUGAAACCAGUGGCACCUGAAGAUACAUCUAAAAUUGCUGGCCGCAAAACGUAUUACAGUGAAUACGAAAGGCGUUAUAUAUCUGUGCCGGAAUCAACUUACAUACCUAAUGAAACUAAGUUUCCAGCACAGCCUGAUCCAUCACCUCAAUAUUAUUAUGAUAAUAAUGAACCAGUCGAAUCAGUAGAGCCGCAAUGGCGUAAAGAAUUAAGAGAAUUUACCGAGAAAACUUCGCAGACGUCUGUACAAUUUGAAAAUACUUCUGUACGACCGCCUUGGGAAGAAGAUCCUAAAUAUGCUGCACCUACUGAAUAUCCAUCGACAGUGACACCGAGCUGGACUCAGACAUUGAGGCCGAGAUCAUGGCGAGAAAGAAGUUACGAGCCAGAAUAUGUUGGAUCUAAGGAAUGGCCAAAAACUAACACGCUUGGUCGGGGACGGCCACAAAGUUCGUACGUUAAGAGCAACGUAAAUUCGAUCCCAGAGAGAACUAGAGGAGUGUCAGUUGAUAGAUACAACCCUAACAACUACCAAUCACCGUUGGCUUCUGAACAUCCACCCGUUCAGAGUCACACUUUAAACCCAACUAUUCAUCCAAAAACUUAUCACAACCCUACAGUGCCUGCAUAUCACGCACGUGCUUCUGUUGAACCUAGAGAGCAAGUAACGACAUAUCCACAACACAGAGUGAGAGUAGAGUCAAGAGCUCCUCCAGUUCAAUCAAGGUCGUUUAAAUACCUCCAAUGGAUAACUGGUACAGAAGAUUAAUACAAUAAUAAUUGCUAAAUUUUUUAAGUAUUAGAAACACUCGGCGUACUAAGUGAGCUACGUGUUACUAUCGACAGACUCUAAUAAAUCGAAUUCGAAAAAUACGUCUAAAUUAAGUAAGCAUUAGCAAGUAUUUGGUUAAGAUUUUUAUAAGAAAAUAAUUUUAUAUUUGUUACAUGUAUACACUACGAUUGUAAAUGAAGAUGGAUUUAUUUAACGGUUUUCAUAACUUCUGUCUAGGUCACUGAUUUGAAAAAUGAUCGUACUGUAAUCUUUUCAUAAAUUUUCUCAAGUUAUUUCAGCUUCUAUCUUACAACUAAAAUAAUAAUAAUCAAUCAUAAAACACAGAGUGAAGCACUAAAUCAGUUGAUGUUGUUUCUAGUCUUAGUUUUUAAAUAAUUUAUAUAACAGAUUUAAUUAACAAAUUAAUACCAUAUUAUCACGAUUAUUAUUUCAGCCAUAAUUUGUAUGUCUGUUAUUGGCUUGAGCGGUCAAACUCAAGUGAAUUUGUAACAGUGAUGUAAAUUUUACAUCGAUAAAAUUAAAUGUUUCAUCGAUUAAGACUAUCUCCAAGUGUUUUUACUAAGGUGAAAAUUAUAACGCUAGCUGUACAUUUAAGUAUUGUUUAAGUUUCUGUGCUUAUUCUAGUUUUUCGACGAUUGUGAAUUUUUCUAACAUGACUGUGUAAAUGUUUUGUGUACGGUGAUACUUUAUGUCUUUUUGUCUUUUAAAAAAACAUUUCAUGUGCACUCUUGUACACUGAUCAUUUUAUUUAUUUAUAAUAAUUAUAUUUCGUUAAUUAAAUAUAUUUUAAUUUACUUUUAACAUACCAAAUAAAUAGUGCCAUAUUUAUUAUUUAAUAGUUGCAUGAAACACGUUGUAAUAAUUUAUCGUUAUAUUUAAUUGUGGAUUAUUGUUGAGUUUUAUUAAUAAAAUAUUAAAUAUUA
This is a messenger RNA of Melitaea cinxia (Glanville fritillary), 4685 nucleotides long. RefSeq names its product probable serine/threonine-protein kinase kinX. NCBI's taxonomy places the organism in Eukaryota, Metazoa, Arthropoda, Insecta, Lepidoptera, Nymphalidae. The coding region runs from base 1 to 3738 and encodes 1245 amino acids. The transcript has 3 exons. The record is from RefSeq and is a predicted model, not a curated record.